UAGCUACGCUUCAAGGCGGAGCUGGGCGCUCCAUUUAUUGGGUUGUCCGCGUUAAGAGCCCUUGAGUUGGACGUUUGCACUCGCUGCCAUGAAGCUCGCUUCCUCGCUGGUGUUGCUACAAUUGGCUGCAAUCGCCGUCUGCGAUGGACUCUUACGAAUCCCUUUGAAAAAAUUCCGUUCAAUUCGGCGGACCUUCACUGACACUGGGAAUAGCAUUGAUGAACUUCUUGCAAGAGACCAAAACUCCAAAUAUAACCUUGGUUUCCCACAAAGCAGUGAGCCCACUCCGGAAACACUGAAGAACUAUCUGGAUGCGCAGUACUAUGGCGAGAUCAGCAUUGGCACUCCUCCACAGAUGUUCACCGUGAUAUUUGACACUGGUUCCUCCAACCUCUGGGUUCCUUCCAUUCAUUGUUCCGUGUUAGAUAUUGCUUGCAUGUUGCAUCGCAAGUAUGAUUCAGCGAAAUCUAGCACGUACGUGAAGAAUGGAACAAAGUUUUCUAUCCAGUAUGGUUCUGGCAGCCUCUCAGGAUAUCUCAGCCAGGAUGCAACCAGUAUCGGUGAUAUCAUAGUUCAGAAUCAGUCGUUCGGGGAGGCCACCUCGCAGCCUGGCGCCACCUUCAUCGCUGCCAAAUUCGAUGGCAUUCUCGGCAUGGCCUACCCAUGUAUCUCAGUCGCUGGUGUGGUCCCAGUAUUCGACAAUAUCAUGAAGCAGAAAUUGGUAGAACGCAAUGUGUUCUCUUUCUACUUGAACAGGAAUCCAGACACUCAGCCUGGAGGUGAGCUCUUGUUGGGUGGCACAGAUCCAAAGUUUUACACUGGAGAUUUCUUCUUCGUGAACGUAAUCCGGAAGGCAUACUGGCAGAUCCAGAUGGAUGAAAUUACUGUUGGUAAUACAUUGACUCUGUGUAAAGGAGGGUGUUCAGCUAUUGUGGACACAGGAACUUCAAUGAUCACUGGUCCUAAAGUCGAAAUUGAAAGUCUGCACAAGGCCAUCGGAGCUGUACUAAUUACCCAGGGAGAGUACAAGGUUGAUUGUAACAAAGUCUCCACACUCCCUCCUGUCAACUUUAUCAUCAAAAAGAAGAGCUUCACUUUGACUGCAGAGCAGUAUGUCCUUAAGGAACAACAGGCUGGAAUGACCAUCUGCCUGAGUGGAUUCAUGGCUCUUGACAUCCCCCCUCCCGCCGGCCCCCUCUGGAUUCUUGGGGACGUCUUUAUCGGGCAGUAUUACACCCAAUUUGAUCGAGACAACAACCGAGUUGGAUUUGCAAAAGCUGCGUAACGAUGGUUCCUGUGUCAACAACUCAAUAGAAUAAUAAAAAUGUGCAAUAAUAUUUGGAUCCAUCUUGUGGCAAUGAUCGAGAAUCUCUGUUAGGUUAAUGCUGUUAUGACAUUUGACUGUGACUUUGGAAGGUUUGGGAAAGGAUUCUUCAAACUAAUGGAAGAGUAGAACAUGAGUAACAUUUUGGAAAUGUGAACUUCUGUUCAGGACUUUAAUUUGUUCCAUAUAUCUUUUUUCUGUUAAAACCUUCAUGUCCUGAACAUUGCAUUGGUUGCAAUUCAAUUUGGCUUGUUUCUACUUGAUAUUUCAAAAACAGCUUGAAAUUCCCCUUUUCCACUCCUUAUUUUAUAAAAGAGUAAUGGAUCCAACCAAGUUCAAGUUAUGAAUUGAUUUCUGUUUUCCAAGUAGUGACGAGUUUAGGCAGUGAUUUCUCAAGGCUGUUGUAUAGCCCAGUGAAUAAUAGUCCUAUUAAUACUCGUGGUGCAGUUGAGAUAUGAGGACUCUUUGAAACAAAACGUCUGUAUUUUUUUCCUUCUUGCAAUUUGCUCUAUGGGAAGUUCGCAAAAAGAAAAAGUGACUACAAACACAAUGUGAAGGUGGGAGGUGGAGUUACGAAGGUGUCACAAGUUGGGGAGGUGGAGAUUGCGGGAGUGUGUCUGGAAGUGUAAAAUUGUUGCUGUCAAAACCAUUAAUAUCAACAAGUUGUUCAACAGUGUUGGGAUUGAUGAGUCAGAGCUGAUGUUUUAAAAACUAUUUGAAUGUGACUAUUUCUGAUUGUAUUAAUGGUGCAUUAAAUAAAAUGAAAUAUCAUUGUAA
Molecule: messenger RNA, 2101 nt
Organism: Amblyraja radiata (thorny skate)
Lineage: Eukaryota; Metazoa; Chordata; Chondrichthyes; Rajiformes; Rajidae
Gene: ctsd
Product: cathepsin D
Exons: 9
Coding region: 89-1285 (398 amino acids)
Biological process (GO): proteolysis
Molecular function (GO): aspartic-type endopeptidase activity
Source: RefSeq, a predicted model, not a curated record